Molecule: messenger RNA, 5476 nt
Organism: Pocillopora meandrina
Lineage: Eukaryota; Metazoa; Cnidaria; Anthozoa; Scleractinia; Pocilloporidae
Source: the annotation of a GenBank genome assembly
UCGAAGUCUGAUGGCAAAGGAACUUGCGAACUAAACAAGCACGAUGGCUCUGUUGUUAAAGAAAACAUGCAUUUGCAGUUGGAGGAAGGUGCCACUUUCUCAAUGCCUCUAAAGGUAAGGAACAACCUAAAAUGCCUCAUUUGGCUUAAAGGGCUUCGCAAGAUUAAGUUCAUGCAACUGCAGUUUAAUUAACAUUUAAAUUGUUAAUUGGAGAUCAAUUUUGAAAUUAACUAGUGUGUCUUUAUAUCGCUAAUUGACUCAUUUGAACUAAAGUCCUCAGUGCCACAUUUCUCUUUAGCAGUUUUUAAAAUUUUAAGGCUGGAAAGUGAAAUUCAUGACCACAGCAUUAUAAUUGAAGUUGAGCAAAAACCUAACUUCGAUGUGAAAAAUAGAUGUCUUGAACUUCCUCAAAUUAUGGGUGUAUAUGAUUGGAAAAAAUUACUGUUAUUGCACAAGAAAACCAAGAGCAUAGCUAUUUUAUAAACGCGCUAGUCGGCACUUUCUAUCGAUUUACCAGCCUAAUAACUAGUAUGAGGUAUUGGGAGAACACGAGUAUUACUGUAAAUCAUGAGUCAAAAGGGAUUGUUGUGCUAACAUAUUCCGUGUGCGAUAUCGUCGCUAAAAUGAUAAAAGGAUCGAUUUAUUGCUAAAUAGCCAACAGGUGCUCUUCACGGCAAAGUGUGUUAGAAAAAAUUAGCAUACAUUUUUAAGACUACUACCCUUCUCAACGCUUUUUUUCGUUUUGAUUUGCUAACAAUGAAUCUCCUUUACAGAGAAAUUAUUUACGCUAGAUUUCUAUAUUAUUCUUGAGUAUUCUGAGUUACGAGCAGCUGGCAUCAGACAAAAUUUAAUCCUUGAUUUCGUGUAUGCCACGAUCUUAAUACAGUCGAAAUGCAAGCAAUAAAAACCUACCUUUCCACUUUUUUUUUCUGUUUUGAGGUUUUAAUCAGAGCUGUUUUUUUUUUAAAGCGAAAUGGAUGUAUGCCUCGAAUAAUGGCAUGAAUUGACAAACAAUUGAAUUGACAAAUACUGUGCAGGACUCAGAAGCGGUUUUUUCUAGAGGAAUGUAGUUUAACAAAAUUGUAAUUUGUGCAGGCGACAUGUUAAGCGAACGGGUUUGUUGUUUUUGCUUGUUUUGUCUUUUUGAAAACUGAAUUUUUUACGCCUAGCUGUAGUACCAGACACACAACCUGCAUAACGACCAAAGAGAACUAGUAAGAAUAAUCGUUGUUAUUUCUAUACCCAUAAUUUUAAACCCUUUGUUUUAGUUGUUCGUUAACCCCCUUUUCUGCGAAAAGAUCCACCCACCUCAUGCAGUUCGUGAGCCGCAAAAAACAAGCUGGCUGCACCAAACAAAUAUUUUGUUUCCCCGCCGACGUUUGAGACCUUUGGUGAUAGCAUUCAUCGAUUACCGGUUUAGCAUGAAAGUUAGAAGUUCUUUUUCAUGAAAACGGAAAAAUACUUCUCCUUUAACUAACUAAGGACAAUAAUAACAAGAAGAGAUGAAGAAAAAUAUUCCAUCGGGCGUUUGGUGAUAGGUAAAAUCAACUGCAAAUGUUAUGCACCUUAAAGAAACCAUUCACUAAUUAUGCAAAUUUUUGUAAAGAACAAAAAAACUAGAACUGAUGCUUGCCAGCAGAAGCAAGUUUUGGAAAUGGCACAUACACUUUCUUUUAUUCCCUUUUAAAUGAAAUCCUUUUCCAGCAAAUCUAGGAAUUUAGAAACAUCAUUGUUUGAUCGAGAUAUUUGAAAUUAUAUGCCAUCCCCCGCCAUUAUGGCUGAUGGGUUCAUAUUUGUUUCUCAUUUGCAUCACAAAAAAAAGUGCAGUGACUCCACCAUUAGUAAAAGCUUGAGGUUGCUUCGAAUCUCAUGUUACUGUGUUUGAAUAUGUAAUAGUUUUUAACUGAAGUUUAUAGAAGCUAGACCAUUAAUAAAAUAACAUGCCUUGACUUCGUUUGGCAGAAGUCAAUACAUGUACUUGUAGAUGUUGACUAAAUGCGUAGCUAAAAGCAAACUUUUUAGGCAGCCAGUGUUUUUUUUUUCGUUGUUUUUGCCUAUAAACGCAUUACCACCUUGUAAAUCAUAUUUCAGAAGUUUAUUGAAGAAUUGGCAAGGACAGAUAAAUUGUUUCGUUAAAUUUGGCGAUAGGGUAGGCUUGAUACCCACCCGGUUGUUGGAGCUGGAUCUCGGAGAUAACAAAAAAACCGUAGUUGAGAGCGUGACUAUUUUCCAGCCAACUUUUUUUAAUCCGUCAGUAGGGAAGUGAAAUAAUUUUGAAGCAUAUUUAUGUUGAUUUAUAUUCUUCUCAUUAUUCCAUCGGCUACUCUUUCUAUUUAGGAUUGCCGACUAGCAGCCAGCACCUGUUUAAAUGGUGGUGUGUGUUUUUAUGACGAGAAAAAGCAAACUUAUUCAUGCGAAUGCAAGCCCCCUUGGACCGGAGAAACUUGUGCUGAUCUGUGUAAGAAACAAAUUUGUAGAGUAGAAAGAAGUUGUAAUGUGCUGCCUGUCGAGAAAAGCUUGAGAGCAGUUUUCCUGUUACGUUUAUGUGCGUCAAUUGAAAAAAUGUAGCGAGACGGUUUUCUGCAAACAAGCAAACAAACUUCGUUCGAACGCUAUUUUGAUGAGAUCUUCUCCUUAAAAGUUUUCGCAUUGUUUUUCUUUUGUAACGCUCAUGCUUUAAGAGAUUUACUUCGAUUCAAAAGCGUUAUUAGCUAGACCACCUUAAUCAUAUAUGGUUUGAAGAUCGGUAGGUCAGUCGCCAUAUGACGUAGCUUCUUUUUACUGACAACAACUCUUUUGAAAUGUUGUCUUGUAAUCGCAAAAAGUUACCUGUGACAGCCAUCCCUGCAAAACCAUGGAACUUGCACAGAAGUCAACGAAUAUAACUGCAGCUGUGCACCAGGAUUUUACGGGACACAGUGUGAAAAGAUUGAAGGCCUGUCUUGCUCAUCAGGUUUGUAGAGACGUGUAUCGCAUUUUGAUGACAUAUUCUGAGAGCGCAAGCUUCCUUCUACAAAGAGAGGUUCUCGUGGAGAUGUGAAUGACAAUUUAACAUUUUAGAAAGUUCUAGAUGGAACAUUUAUUAAGGUUCUGGAAGACAGAAUACGCCGAUGUUUUAUUUUGAUAACGAUUUCUCAUAAAAAUUUUCGUUAACUAAUAAUCAUCAGCAACAGGAAGCUGUAAACGGUAUCUGAACAACUGCGCUCCUACCCCUGCCCUAACCCAACAAUCGUCAAUUGAUAACAAGUUAAGGUUAAUGUUGGGUUAGGGGAGGGGUAAGUGCAGUUGCUCGCAUACUUAUAUUGAUCCAAUCUAUCGCUUUUUAACUCUUUAUAUCAUAACAUCAGUAUGCAUAUUCUCCAUACUGUUCUGUAUACAUUUCCUAAGGUGCUGACGAGGCGAGUUUGUUUACCGAUCAAAAGCUUCUUUGGUUGGUGAUCAUUUCCUUUAUUCUCAUGACCUUAAUGUUUGAUUCAGCGCUGAUAUUGUAUGGAGAAAUUAGAUGCUAAUCACUCUUAGGGGUUAAAGAGUUCAAGAAGUAGAAAGUAACUAUUGGAUUUUAAAUUGUGUGAAAAGUUUAUACCUUAGUUUAUAUAAGGUUUUUUUGGCUUUAGAAGUCAGAAUAACUUCAAACGAGCUCACCUAUUUAGGAGAACACCACAAGCUACCUUUGACAUCUCAGAGCGCUCAAGAUACUUUUUCUUGUAUCUUUCUUUCUGGCGUGCGUGGUAGCCAUGCGGAAGCCAAAAAAAAAAGACAAUCUUUACUCUGGGUAUCUGUUGCAAUAACCGUUAGGAUUACUUUUGUAUGUCCCCUAUCUGCUGAAUAAUCCUCUCAUCCCGAAUUCUCUGGCCUAUUUAUUUCGUAAAGAGUUGUUCUUUUUAGACAGAACCCUUUGCACUUAGUGUUUAUCAGUUACGUACGUGAUCCGGUAGCGGACAUGAGAUAUAAAAUAAUUUCUGAAACAAGACUAAUCCGGAAAUUUCGCAGUGAGAUUCAUCCAAUUUAAGAGUUGCUUUGUCAUUUCAGUGAAACUGGAGUAAAGAAGAUUGUGUUUUGUUGUUUCCUACAGCUUACCGAAUGGUCUUUGGACAGCCUAACAUAAAGAGUUACGCCAGCAUAACAAACGCCACCUCGUCAAGUCUCUCGGAAUUUACUAUGUGCCUUUUUGUCAAAAUGAAGGAUACAAUUUUGAAUGGUGAACAGUGCCUCUACAGUUAUGCGACUAUUGGAGCACCUGGUGGAAUGCCUUCUACGUUUGUCUGUUUUACCCAGGAAUUAAGAUCUCUAUAGACACCUGGGGAAAAGAGUAAGUGAUAUGACAAACACGAUAGAUAAAGUCUGUACUCGAGUCAAGUGGGCCAUCCAGCCAAACCGUAUCCCGAUUUUCUUAAAAUAAAGCGACCCGUAGGAGUAUUAAUACUUCCCCCUGGAUUGGAUGCUAAUGCAAUUUCAGCAUUUCAUUCGGUUUCCCCGACAAUGUGCCGUAAUACUCCUGGGUGGAGUGAAGCACUGUAAGAAUAACGUCUGUCGCCCAAGAACACAACACAAUAACACAAUAGAAUAGGAUAGAAGAGAAGUAAAAAUAUACCGGAAUGAAUGGUGAAUUACGCGCGAUAAAGGGGCACGAAGAUGAAUUUUUUUAGGGUCCUUCGCUCAGCUUCAAAAAAAUGAUAUGCCUGUUUCCGCAAUGGGCUAAAGUGCUCCCAGCGGAGUAUUAUCGAGGCUUCUGAUUGUAUUUGGCGUUGUUAACAAUUACGUUCUCUUGUUUUUGCUCCCAAGCGACUUUAAAUAAAGAAUUAAAUAUGUCUAGUGAUUAAGUAAUUGUUAGUGAUAAAAUUAAAAGCUAUGGCGUGUUGGAGAUCGAAUGAAAUAAAUAGCAAUGGAAUUUAAAAAAGUUAAGUGACAUUAAAAUAACUUAAUUCAUCUCCCAUUCCAGCAGCUCACACGACAUUGUUAACAUUCAUUCCUAUUCUAUAUGUAGCACUAUAUGUAUAUAUAUACACAUAUAUAUCUUGAUGCCACAAUUGGACCGGUCAGUCAAGAAACGAGAGUUUCUAACAUAGUUUUAAUUGUUUAUGUUCAUUUUCUUGGUAGUACGGACACCAGAGUCAAAAUUGAUGAUACCAUGUGGCAUCACAUUUGUGUUACCUGGGAAAAAACCAAAGGCGACUGGCAGUUUUAUAUGGAUGGACAACUUCAAAGCAAUGGAACAGACCUGAAGAAAAAUCAUCAGAUACCAGCCGGCGGAACAGUUGUCAUUGGACAAGAUCAAGAUAGCGUCGGAGGGGGCUUUGAUAGCGCAGAGAGCUUUGGUCCGGGUGAGGUAACAGAAGUCAAUCUUUGGAGCAGAGUCCUUUCAGGGGAUGAAAUUGCAACUCAGAAGGCAAACUGUGACAUCGCACAAGCAGGCCUUGUUCUCUGGUGGGGACAAUUUAAAGGAAACGUUACUGGUGUGAAAAUAGUCGAGCCUUAA